UGGGCUUUUCUGGCUGCAGCUCUUACCCCUGAGCAACUGGGAACUCUUGCCCCAGCUCCAGAGGAGACAUCAGAAAGUUGAACCAGCCCCGGUGCACACUAUCCACUUAGCUCACCUUCAGGGCUCCCUAGGGACCACUAAGACUUAGGAGCACUCAAGGGAUGCUUCUUGUCCCCCUCAGUGGCACGGGCCAGGCUGGAUUCCAAAUUCUGGCUCUGGAAAAUUCCAUAGCCUGAAUCCAGCCACACGGAGUGAGGCUAAUCCCUCCGCAUUUACUGUGUUAUGUAACGUUCGGGGUUAAUACUAGAGGCAGAUGGCUCACACCCUGCCCUGUGCCUGCCUGGCUUUGUGAGUGAGGGGACUCCCACCUGGCACCCGCAGGCGGGGCCCAGGGACCCAGAUCCUUAAAGUGCAGAAAUGUUUUAUUCAGGACGGGGUGUGGGGGCGGGGGUGUGAGGGGUGGGAUCAGGCGAGAGGUAGCCUGGGGUUCUGAAGUCCCUCGGCUCCUUGAUCUCUUCUGUCAGCCCCACCCAAAUUUCCAUCUCCAUCUUAAGGGUCAGUGCGUCUUAGGCCAUCAGACCUAGCGUCACGCACACGCCCACAUCUGCCCCUCCCUCAUCCUGGUUGCAAUGCCUUCCGUGGCGCCCCAUGCCACAGUGACUCAUUUGUGCCCAUAGACUCCCAGCCCUGCUUCUUCGGUCCAUAUAUCCCCAGACAUCCUUAGGCUGCCCUCUCUGAAUCCCGCUGAGCCUCGCCAGUGCUCAAGUUGAUGAAGCCCCACAGGUCGUUCCGUAGGGAGCAGCCAGAUGCGCUUGGUUCGCAGGUUGUGGGCCUCCCAUGUACUCCCAUGUGGGCACCUCUGCAAAGGAACUAGCCGAGUUCUCUGGACCUCAGUUCCCCGGGUGGGUGAACUGGGCGCUGUUAAAGUCCCAAGAGGUGCGAGGUUGGUAGCGCGGCAGAACUGAGCCAGGUAUCUAUUUGGCUGCCACUUGGCUCCAGAGCACCUGCCACUCGGCUUGGUGCUGGCGGGAUCCCACGGGCAUCCGGGCUCCGCCCCGCCCCGCCCCGCCCCGCCCCCACUCUCCAAUAAGACCCGCUCCUGCUGCUCGCGGGCUCACAGCGGCAGCGCUGCAGGCAGCACUGGCUUGCCCAGUUCCCGCGCGCGCGCUGCGCACCCAGGCCCACCCCGCGUCGAUGGAGCCCCGGUUGAGGCGGCGGCGAAGCCGCCAGCUAGUGGCCACCUUCCUGCGUGACCCGGGCUCAGGGCGCGUGUACCGGCGCGGGAAGCUGAUCGGCAAGGGCGCCUUCAGCCGCUGCUACAAGCUCACGGACAUGUCCACCAGCGCGGUGUUUGCUCUUAAGGUGGUGCCGAGGGGCGGAGCGGGGCGGCUGCGCCUGCGCGGGAAGGUGGAGCGUGAGAUCGCCCUGCACAGCCGCCUGCACCACCGCAACAUCGUGGCCUUCCACGCACACUUUGCUGACCGCGACCACGUGUAUAUGGUGCUGGAGUACUGUAGCCGCCAGUCCUUGGCUCAUGUACUGAAAGUGCGGCGGACCCUGACGGAGCCUGAAGUGCGCUACUACUUUCGGGGCCUGGUCAGUGGCCUCCGCUACCUGCACCAACAACGCAUCGUGCACAGGGACCUGAAACCCAGUAAUUUCUUCCUUAACAAGAACAUGGAAGUUAAGAUAGGUGACCUGGGGCUGGCUGCCCGUGUGGGGCCCGCUGGCCGCUGCCACAGGGUGCUCUGUGGGACUCCGAACUUCCAGGCUCCUGAAGUGGUGUCCCGAAAUGGACACUCGGCCAAGUCUGACAUCUGGGCCCUGGGGUGCAUUAUGUACACGGUGCUGACGGGCACGCCCCCCUUCGCUGCCGCACCCUUGUCCGAGAUGUACCAAAACAUCCGAGACGGUCACUACCUUGAGCCCACUCAGCUGUCACCCAGCGCCCGUAGCCUCAUUGCACGACUUCUGGCACCGGACCCUGAUGAGCGGCCCAGCCUGGACCACUUACUGCAAGAUGACUUUUUUAGUCAGGUUGUUCCGGAAGGUGGGCCAACUCCUGCUGACCCAGUGCCGGCCGCCCUGUGAGUAGCUGUCCCCUGGCUUGUCACGGCCUCUUUUCUGUCCCAUAUCAUGUCUGUCACCUGUUCCCUCCUCAUUUCCACUGGUCUCUCGAUUCUGUGGUCACUUCUCCAAGGCCAUGACACAGUGGAUGGGGGAGAGGGUGGGUAGAUGUCUGCAUCUCUGUCCCCCAAACCUGUGCCUCCCUCAGGUCCCUUUACCUCAAAAGAGGCCUCAGGCCCGGGAGAAGAGAGUACAGAACCUGACCACAUGGAGGCCAGCAACGAG
Messenger RNA from Rattus norvegicus (Norway rat), 2352 nucleotides. NCBI's taxonomy places the organism in Eukaryota, Metazoa, Chordata, Mammalia, Rodentia, Muridae. The record is from RefSeq and is a predicted model, not a curated record.